This is a messenger RNA of Coniophora puteana RWD-64-598 SS2, 2336 nucleotides long. RefSeq lists its product as uncharacterized. Bases 115 to 1887 code for a protein of 590 amino acids. The record is from RefSeq and is a predicted model, not a curated record. The transcript is spliced from 2 exons. Lineage: Eukaryota; Fungi; Basidiomycota; Agaricomycetes; Boletales; Coniophoraceae.
AACGCAUACACGCCACCAGCGCGUUUCUACUCGCAUCCACCCCUCAAAGAGCCUCUAUUCUCAAUCCAUCCAGCCCAUCCACCCUCAUUCACCUCCUACCCAGCCUCUAAAGCCAUGUCCACGCGUGAUACGCGCUCCCCAUCGCCCGUCAUCAUCCCCACCUCGUUGCACGGCGACGACUUCCCUCAAAGACCCGGUGGCCUCAAACGUUCUGCCUCCGUCGCGAGUCUCCCCACCCCUCCGCGAACGCACCACAAGCGCCAUGCACGUCCCAAGUCACGCGCGUCCAACGUCUCGCAGCAUCUCUCGUCGGAGGAAUCCGGCUCUGACGCGCUCGCGAACGACGACUCGGACCUCGACGGCAACCUAGGCUUAGGCCUGGGAGCGCGUCUACGCGCCGCAGCCUCUGUUGGCGAAGAAAAAGACGAGACAAACAAUGGCCGCAAGAAGAGGCGCAUGAACGACGUGCUGCCCGGUGGAGACGAGGAAGAGGACGACGAGAAUGCGUUCUGGACGGGCCGCUCGGGGCCGCGCCUGGGAGCACCACCUGCCGCAUCUACUUUCGACGACCCGUUCGCUGCGCCUGCGCCUACGGAGCCCAAGGAGGACGUCGACCCGACGCACAUCGACAAGGUGCAGCACGAUGGCUCGGCGAGCCCCGAACCCGCUAUGCUCACCUACCGCGUCAAGGCCCCCGUCUCCCCGCCGCCCUCGCGCCGACGUGGCGUGCGCACCACGCGCUCUACUAGGGGCACCGCCACGGUCUCGCUUGCGCCGGGCCUCAGCCCGAUGAAGGAAGACACCGAAGGCGAGCACCUUGAAGCGGCGGCGGCGGCGGUAGCAACUCUAGAAGCAGUCCGCGGCCGUGCAGGCCCUCUUCCCCCGAGCACGCCCCCGCGCAGCCUCAUGAUCGCGGCGCCGACGCUGCCAGUUACACCGCAGCGGACGGCGUCACCCUCCAAGAAGCACAAGCGGACGCGUACGGUCAAGAAGGCUAGGGGGACGAAGAUUAUGCCUGUGCGCGACUCGCCGUAUAACCCUUUCUUGCUUUCGGAUGAGGAGAAGGGCGCGGUGGCGCGCAUCGUCGAUCCGUUCUCGUCUGGUGGUGAGGAUGUCGAGGAGGAGGAGAGGGCGGGGCCGUCGAAGAGCCGCCGCGACCAGCUUGCUGCCCGGCGUCAAGUGCAGAAGCGCGCGGAGAGCAGUGGGUGGGAGAGCAGCGACGACGAGUGCUUGGUGCGCAAGCGCCGAGCUAGGGCUGCCAGGGCAGCGGAGGAAGACGAUGUCGUGGGCGAGCUGACCGAGUCGGAGAGCCCGACGAUUCUUACUGCGAGUGCGCGCAAGACGCGGGCGGCGGCAAAGAAGUACCAGGAGCCGGAGAUUAUGAAAUAUACAUUCCGCGGCCAAAAAGCCUAUUUCGCCAACCCGCACUUCAAGCGUCCUGAGGCCAUCCUCGCCGCCGCCGCCUUGCCGCUCGAGCACCCUGAGUUUGAAGCAGACGAGGCCUGCGCCCCCAAGAUGCUCUUCCCCGAGGCGCACGCCGCGCUCGCAUCUGCCCGGCGACGCAAGUCGAAAUCCCCCGCUCGCGCUGAGGCUCCCUCGACGCCCAAGCGAGGCGCGCGGACCCUUGCGGACGAGUUCGAGGACGCGGAGGCGAACCUCCCGCGCACGCCCGUGCGCCGGUCUCCCAGACUUGCGCAGCAUCAGCACCAUUACGAUGUUGUGGAGGCUGCGGCUGCGCUGGAGAAGGCGCGCGCGCGGGAGCGCGAGAAGAGGGAGACGGCUGCGAAGGCGAGGCUUGCUGCGAGCCAGGGGCUGAGGGCGGGGGCGGUGGUUAGUGAGAAGGACGCGAUUGGGCGGAGGGCUGCGGGGCCGUCGAGGAGAGUUUGAGCGCCCGAGGUGCGGUCGGGGUGAUAUAGGCGGUGGUUUUCGACGCUUUCCAGCCUCCGCGGUCUCUCGCUGUGCAUAUUCUUGCUCGCGUUCUCGUGCUCUUGUUGGAGCUACUGGCCCUCUGGUUUCGUCAAGUUUCAGCUUUCUGUUCUCGCCGAAAAGGACUCUCGCUCAGCCCCGGACAUAAACUCAUCACUCGACACUCAUCGACAUACAUACUAACACCAUCCUUUCGUCACGCUUUUUCUCCUUUAUCUUUCCUCAAGGCCGUCGAGGGCGCACGCUAUGCGGCCCCAUCGAGCCUAGUUUUGUGCAUAUACUCUUGUCCUGUUCUCAGCGCUACCCACCUUUAUUGUAUCCACAUUCAUCCACUCGUGCUCAUAGGAGCACGGGUGCAGGCCCGCCAGAUCCGUUGCCGCUGCUAGCUCAUUGCGACACACGUUCUAUCC